This is a messenger RNA of Colletotrichum spaethianum, 225 nucleotides long. RefSeq names its product ADP-ribosylation factor. The record is from RefSeq and is a predicted model, not a curated record. The transcript has 3 exons. Gene Ontology annotation, biological process: vesicle-mediated transport; intracellular protein transport. Lineage: Eukaryota; Fungi; Ascomycota; Sordariomycetes; Glomerellales; Glomerellaceae. Gene Ontology annotation, molecular function: GTPase activity; GTP binding. The coding region runs from base 1 to 225 and encodes 74 amino acids. Gene Ontology annotation, cellular component: plasma membrane; cytoplasm.
AUGCUCAACGAGGAUGAGCUGCGGGACGCCAUCCUCCUGGUCUUCGCCAACAAGCAGGAUUUGCCCAACGCCAUGAACGCCGCCGAGAUCACAGACAAGCUUGGCCUCCACUCCCUGAGACAACGCGCCUGGUACAUCCAGUCCACCUGCGCCACCUCCGGUGAUGGUCUCUACGAGGGUCUCGAGUGGCUUGCCACCACCCUGCGCAAGGCGGGACACCAGUAA